Messenger RNA from Suncus etruscus (white-toothed pygmy shrew), 1251 nucleotides. It is a transcript of the gene ANKRD63, whose product is annotated as ankyrin repeat domain 63. The record is from RefSeq and is a predicted model, not a curated record. Gene Ontology annotation, molecular function: protein binding. NCBI's taxonomy places the organism in Eukaryota, Metazoa, Chordata, Mammalia, Eulipotyphla, Soricidae.
AUGCUCAAGCCCAAGGACCUGUGCCCCCGCGCGGGCACGCGCACCUUCCUGGAGGCCAUGCAGGCGGGCAAGCUGCACCUGGCGCGCUUCGUGCUGGACGCGCUGGACCGCAGCAUCAUCGACGGGCGCGCCGAGCAGGGCCGCACGCCGCUCAUGGAGGCCGUGGCGCUGCCGGACCCGGCGCUGCGCGGCCGCUUCGUGCGGCUGCUGCUGGAGCAGGGCGCGGCGGUGAACCUGCGCGACGAGCGCGGCCGCACGGCGCUGAGCCUGGCGUGCGAGCGCGGCCACCUGGACGCCGUGCAGCUGCUGGUGCAGUUCAGCGGCGACCCCGAGGCGGCCGACGCGGCGGGCAACAGCCCGGUCAUGUGGGCGGCGGCCUGCGGCCACGGCGCGGUGCUCGAGUUCCUGGUGCGCUCCUUCCGCCGCCUGGGGCUGCGCCUCGACCGCACCAACCGCGCCGGCCUCACGGCGCUGCAGCUGGCCGCCGCGCGGGGCCACGGCCGCUGCGUGCAGGCGCUCACCGGGCCCUGGGGCCGCGCGGCCGCCGCGGCCGCCGCCAGGGCCGCGCCGCGCGCCGACAGCCCGCCCGGCCCGGGGCCCCGCAGCCCCGAGCGCCGGCGGCCGAGCCCGCGCCGCCUGCCCCGGCCGCUGCUGGCCAGGUUCGCGCGCGCGGCGGGCGGCGGCGGCGGCCACGGCCACGACGGCGCCCACGACCGCGCCCACGGCCACGACGGCGCCCACGGCCCCGGCCCCGGCCACGGCCGGCCCCGGCCGCAGGGCGGCGAGCGCCCCGAGCUGGGCCGCAGCCUCAGCCUGGCCCUGGGCUCCGUGACCGAGCAGGAGGCGGCCCGGCUGCGCGCCGAGGCCCUGCGGGCGCCCCCGGACUCGCCCGGCGCCCGGGCCCCGGCCGCCGGCUCCUGCGCCGCCGCCGCCUCCUCCGGGCGCUGGCGCUCGCACCUGGGGCUCGAGGCUGCGCCCCCGGCCUUCGCGCCCGCGCCCCCCGCCGGGCUGAGCCCCCACCCCGACGGAGCCGCGGGCUGUGGCCGGCUGGGCCUGCGCCGACGCUCCACCGCGCCGGACAUCCCCAGCCUGGUCGGGGAGGCGACGGGCGCCCGGAGCGGCCCCGAGGCGGAGGCGGCGGCCGACGCGCUGCCGCUGCCACCCGUCUCCGGCCCCGUGGCGCCCGGGCCUCAGCCCCAGGCCUGGCGGGAGGGCCCGGAGGAGGCCGUGGCGCUGCGUGCUCAGCAGUAA